Neomonachus schauinslandi (Hawaiian monk seal) is the source of this 1544-nucleotide messenger RNA. RefSeq names its product pyridine nucleotide-disulphide oxidoreductase domain 1 (gene PYROXD1). Lineage: Eukaryota; Metazoa; Chordata; Mammalia; Carnivora; Phocidae. Gene Ontology annotation, molecular function: oxidoreductase activity; flavin adenine dinucleotide binding. The record is from RefSeq and is a predicted model, not a curated record.
GUUUCUAAAGUAUUGGAGGAGUUUGAUGUUGAAGAGCAACCGAAAACCAUGUUAGAAAAUCGCUUUCCCAACAUUAAGAUUAUAGAAUCCGGAGUAAAACAACUAAAGAGUAAAGAACACUGCAUUUUAACAGGAGAUGGCAGUCAGCAUGUGUAUAAGAACUGUUUAUGUGCUGGAGCUAAACCAAAGUUGAUACGUGAAGGAAAUCCUUACAUACUAGGAAUCCGUGGUACACAGAGUGCUCAGGACUUUCAGAAACAGCUUACUAAAGCUCAAAGAAUAAUGAUCAUAGGGAAUGGCGGCAUUGCACUUGAACUGGUGUAACUCUUGGUUUUUUGGAAAUUGAAACUUUAGUUCUUUGAUGCAGGAGCAGCUGAAUUCUUGACUUCAGAGCUCAUUGCUGAAAAACCAGGGGCUAGAACUGCACAUAAAAGAACCAGAUAUACAACUGAAGAUAUAGCAUCUGGAAGGAAAAAGGAAACACAAACCAAAGCUGGUGCUGGUAAUAUGGGCAGUGCCUUGCGACCUGAUUGGCCUGAAGGCUUGAAUCUUAAAGGUACAAAAGAGUUUUCUCGUAAGAUUCACAUCGAAACUGUAUGUGAAGUAAAGAAAAUCUACCUUCAGGAAGAAUUUAGAAUUUCUAAGAAAAAGUCCUUGCCUUUUCCCAGAGACCAUUGUAAUCAGUCAGUCACAACUGAUAAAGGUAAGUAUAUAUAUGUGGAAUUGACUAAUGAAAAGAAAAACGGCUGUGAUUUCAUUGUCAGUGCUAAGUUAACACCAAAUAUAGAACCUUUUCUCUGUGGCAACAAUUUUGAUCUAGGAGAAGACGGAGGCCUGAAGGUGGAUGCUCACAUGCACACGUCUCUCUCUGAUGUCUAUGCUGCAGGUGACAUGUGCACCGCGUCCUGGAGGCCCAGCCCGGUGUGGCAGCAGGUGAGGCUGUAGACGCAGGCUAGACAGAUGGGAUCGUAUGCAGCAAAGUGCCUGGCUGCAGCUAGUUUAGGAGAAUCUAUUGACAUGGACUUUAGCUUUGAACUUUUUGCUCAUGUAACAAAAUUUUUAAACUAUAGAAAAAAUCACCAGUUUCCUAGUUCUUGCAAAUCAAACCUGGUCGUAAUGCUGGGAAGAUAAAACACACAGGGCUUAGGUUCAGGUCAUGAAUUAAUGCUGAGAUGUACGAAAGGACAAGAAUACGUCAAAGUUGUCAUGCAGAAUGGGCGAAUGAUGGGAGCUGUCUUAAUUGGUGAAACUGAUUUAGAAGAAGCAUUUGAAAACUUAAUUUUAAAUCAGACGGAUCUUUCAUCAUAUGGAGAUGUGCUAGAUCAAAAUAUUGAUUUAGAAGAUUAUGUAGUUCUAAAAUGCCUUUUUUAAUCAAAAUGAAGUUCCAAACAACACAUGAAAGUCACAAUAAGGUAAAUGCACUGAUGUAAUGAAAUUAAGAAUACAGAAGUGAUAAUGAUUUCAGUGAGAAAGUACUAAAAUAUAAAUAAAAUUGCAAAGAUCAACUAAUACACAGUUACUUUUUUCCAACAGAAAAAUGACCA